AUAACAUACAGAUGACAACAAAAGCUACUAAUAAAAGUUCAUGUAAGAUUUUUCAGUUUACUCAAGUGAUAAACAUUGAAAAAUUCUUCCAGGAGACGCUUUUUUUUAAUUAAGAUUUACUUACUGUACUCUGAAUAAAAACGCUCGCUAAUAUGACUACAAAUAUAGGCUACAAUCUAUAAGCCUAAAAUGUGAGUUAUCUCCAACGGAUUUAAGUCACAAUUUGUUGGUUUGCGUCUAUACAAGAUUACUUUUACAAACAAAACCGCCCUGAGACAUUUUGACUACAUUGAAAAUCUCCUCCCUGUAAUUCAUCUGCUAUUGAGGUAAGUAUCGUGGGCGUGGUUGCGCGCGCACACACACAAACACCUGAGUUUCACAGAAUUCUCUUCACGCGCUUUUUAUGAUACGAGCCACUGACCAGCGCGAAUUUACAGACUGGAUUUAUUUUGUUGAUUUGUUUGGUUACAGUUUUUGCACAUCCCAUUUCUUAUUUAUCUGUUUGUUUACUGCACUUACCCGUAUUAUGGUGUGAGUGACGCGCAAUUCACCUUAAAACACCUCGACAAAAAACGUGGCUAUAUGGCUUCAUGUCUGUGUCGAUACCGCCGGCGGAUCAUCUUGUUCUGUUCACCAUGCAUACUGCUGCUUCCAGUCUGCAUCUACGUCAUGAUUGCCAUGUCCUAUGUCAUGAAACACGGUGACACCGGUGGGUAUGCCGGCCCUGGAACCUAUGUCUCUACUGUUUCUCUUCCUUUACUGCCAGACCGCUUUAUAGCCCGUGGUCUUAAACGCUCCAGAGAUCUGGCCCCACAUCCGGAAAAAUCCUUCUGGAGAAGCGAGCUAGAAAGCGGGGCACUAUGGAACAUCAUCCAGUACAUGAUGGAUCGCCAGCGCAACCCCAUCCUAAGUCCAAAUCUAACUAUAGAAACAUCCAGUAAUUUGGAAAGAUCCAAAAGUGAGAAUGGAUGUUCUCCAAAUUCUAACAUUGACAUUACGAUGCCUGAUUUCCUCACUCUACCUACCCAGAUGAAGAACUUCGUGAGGACAAUGCAUUGUAGAGACUAUGCCAUAAUCAUAGACCCUUCAGAUGUUUGCAAUCAUGGACCACUUGCAAAGAAAUGGGCACCGAUGUUGCUUCUAGCAAUAAAGACUCAGACUGCGAAUUUCGAAAACAGGGAAGCGAUAAGAGAAACCUGGGGACGUUCUGGAAGGAUAAAGACCCGGGAUGGGCAGCUAAAAAUUGUUCGCAGGGUCUUCCUUCUUGGGAAGUCCAAAAGCAGGCAGCAUGAAGAAAAACUGCAAUUAGAGAGUAAAAAGUAUGGUGACAUCCUCCAAUGGGAGUUCACGGACGCCUUUUUUAACCUCACCCUGAAAGAUGUGCUGUUCUGGGAGUGGUUCUCAAGGCGGUGCCCACAUGCCAGAUUCAUCUUUAAAGGAGAUGAUGAUGUGUUUGUGAGGACACCUGCUGUUCUGGACUAUCUACAGGCUGUGGAGGCCAAUGAAAGCUUAUCAGAUGAAUCCAAAAACAUGGAGAGCUUUGUCAUUGGGGAUGUGAUACACAACGCAGCACCUAUACGCACUAAUAACACCAAGUAUUUCAUCCCGGAGAGCUUUUUUAAAGGGCUGUACCCGUCAUACCCUGGUGGAGGAGGGGUGGUUUACUCUGGCUCUCUGGCCCAUAGGCUUUUGGAGGUUUCACAAAGGGUUCAUCUGUUCCCCAUUGAUGACGUCUACUUGGGCAUGUGUCUUCGAAGACUGGGGGUUUACCCCGUCCACCAUCCUGCAUUCCUUACCUUUGACUUUCCAAAGGAUGAGCCCAAAGAACCCUGUGCUAAUCAUACCAUUCUUCUGGUGCACAAGCGUAGCCCAGCUGAGAUGUUCAAACUUUGGUUUGAAACCUUGAUUCCAAGUCCUGAAUGCAGAAACGCAACGCUUAGGGUUAAACCUAGACCUGACUGAGUUCUUCUGAGUUCAGAAGACUUUGACUUUCUUACUUGAAGGAAGUUCUGAUGUUUAUUGAAUACUUGAAAACUAGUGUUAUGCAAUGCAUGGUAUUUUGUAUAUACUUUUGAUAUUUUGAGUCUUGAACUAUUUUUUAAAGUUCCGUUAAAACAUGUAGCUGCAGAUCUUUUCUUUCAUGUUGUGACAUGAAGAGAAACUCAGGGUUUUUGACAUUUUGAUUAAAAACUGAUGUAAAGAAUAAAAAUUAAACAUGGAUGAA
Danio rerio (zebrafish) is the source of this 2224-nucleotide messenger RNA. NCBI's taxonomy places the organism in Eukaryota, Metazoa, Chordata, Actinopteri, Cypriniformes, Danionidae. The record is from RefSeq and is a predicted model, not a curated record.